AGUUUAGUUUGAAAAGAGAAGGUGGGUGGAAUGUUCAGGCAACCCAGUUUAUAAAGCCUCAAAUUCCUUCUCCCCUUCUUCUUUCUUUUUAUUUAUAUUUAUAUAUUCGCCUCUUCUCUUUUUCUUUAUUCUAAUUCUCAUCUUAAAUCUCUCUUCGUCUCAAUUACCAUCGGAUUCCUUUUUUUCUCAUCUUCUAUAUAUUUUUCUUUGAUUUUCGGAGCUCUGCGCAUCAGGUUUUUAUUUUCGGAAGAAAUUCUUGAAUUGAAUUUGUUGUCAAACAAUGGCGGAGGAGCACAGAUGUCAAGCACAGCGUCUCUGCGUCAACAACUGCGGAUUUUUCGGCAGUCCGGCGACGCAAAAUCUCUGUUCUAAAUGUCACCGGGAUCUCGAACUCAAAGAACACCAAUCUUCCAACGCUAAGCUCGCCUUUAACCAAACCCUAGCCGCCACGUCAUCGUCGGCUAUUUCCAUCCCCGCUUCAUCCCCUCUCCUCGUCGACCUACCGGCGGUCAGCAACAAACCGGAGGAAAAGAAAGAGGCGAAGGUUAAGGUAGAGGAGGCGGUGGUGCGGCCAAACAGGUGUAUGACGUGUCGGAAGCGCGUGGGACUCACGGGGUUCAAGUGCCGGUGCGACAUGGUGUUUUGUGGGACCCAUAGGUACCCGGAGCAGCACGAGUGUGCUUUUGAUUUUAAAUCUAUGGGCAAAGAACAAAUUGCUAAAGCCAAUCCUUUAAUCAAAGCAAACAAGCUUGAUAAUAAACUCUGAUUGGAUUGUAAAAUCAAGAAAAUCGGAAAAUUUGAUUUCAUUGUGUGAUUUGGGGAAGGUUUUAAGGACUCCGGAAUUUGUAAAAUUGGUCGUGAUUUCCGGAUUCCGGUGACCGCCGGGAGCUCUUGGGUUGUUAGAGGGUGAUUAUCUUGCCGGUUGGUUCGGUGGUGGGAAUUUAUUUAUGUGAUGUAUGUGAAUUUUUAAUCAUAAUUUUAAUCGCCUUUUUUAUUCA
This is a messenger RNA of Mercurialis annua (annual mercury), 998 nucleotides long. Its product is annotated as zinc finger A20 and AN1 domain-containing stress-associated protein 3. The transcript is spliced from 2 exons. Gene Ontology annotation, molecular function: DNA binding; zinc ion binding. The record is from RefSeq and is a predicted model, not a curated record. Bases 281 to 766 code for a protein of 161 amino acids. NCBI's taxonomy places the organism in Eukaryota, Viridiplantae, Streptophyta, Magnoliopsida, Malpighiales, Euphorbiaceae.